AUGUCUUCCCCCUCAACAAAUACCCUGAAGAUAGGCAUUAUAGGUUUUGGCCCUUUUGCACAGUUCCUGUCAAAAACCAUGGUAAAACAAGGCCAUUCCAUCAGGGCCACAUCAAGAUCAGAUUACACAGACCUCUGCACUCACUUGGGCAUCCUAUUUUUCAGAGAUAUGACUGCAUUUCUUGAAUCAAACAAUGAUGUCAUACUGCUGUGCACAUCAAUCCUGUCUGUGUCACAAGUCAUCAAGUCAAUUUCAUUCCAUUCCUUGAAACAGCCCGCCCUUUUCGCCGAUGUACUCUCAGUUAAAGAGUACCCAAGAGACCUGCUGCUACAAGUCGUGCCUCAAGAUUCGGAUGUGCUUUGCACUCACCCGAUGUUCGGGCCAGAGAGUGGGAAAGAUGGGUGGAAAGACCUGACUUUUAUGUAUGAUAGAGUUCGAAUAAGAAAUGAAGUAACAUGCUCCAGUUUCCUUCAGAUUUUUGCAAGUGAGGGUUGCAGAAUGAUGGAAAUGAGCUGUGAAGAGCAUGAUAAACUAGCUGCAAAAAGUCAAUUCCUCACCCACACUAUUGGCAGGGUCUUGUCUGAAGUAGGAAUUGAACCAACAUCAAUAGACACAAAGGGAUUUCAGAAGCUCGUUCAAGUGAAGGAGAGCUCAACAAGAGACAGUUUUGAUCUGUUUUGUGGCUUGUUUAUCUAUAAUAGGUUUGCCAGACAACAGCUCAAUAACCUAGAACUUGCUUUAGAGAGCGUCAAGCAACAGCUAAUAAAGAGGAUGAAUGACGAGCUGGAUCAGAGCACAUACACACCUUAUAACGGAUAG
Molecule: messenger RNA, 819 nt
Organism: Fraxinus pennsylvanica
Lineage: Eukaryota; Viridiplantae; Streptophyta; Magnoliopsida; Lamiales; Oleaceae
Source: the annotation of a GenBank genome assembly